This is a messenger RNA of Tachysurus fulvidraco (yellow catfish), 999 nucleotides long. RefSeq names its product microseminoprotein, prostate associated 2 (gene msmp2). Bases 570 to 962 code for a protein of 130 amino acids. NCBI's taxonomy places the organism in Eukaryota, Metazoa, Chordata, Actinopteri, Siluriformes, Bagridae. The transcript is spliced from 4 exons. The record is from RefSeq and is a predicted model, not a curated record.
GUCUGAGUUGACAGGAAGCCUAUAAUAAUACAAAUAAUCACUCUUUACAGCCAUGGUGAGCAGAAAAGCAUCUUAGCAUUCACAACACAUCAAACCUCGAGGUGGACAUAUUACAACAGUAAAAGACCUCAUAAGGUUACACUCUUUUUAGUCAAGCACAGACUCUGAGGCAUGGGUUUAAUGAAAAAAAAAAAUCAGCAAAAAAUUCUGCAUCGCUCUGCCGCCCCAUGUUCGGGAGAAACACACAAUCACUACAGGCAAGAAGCAACAAAAUGUGUAAGUAAAUAUGCUGUUAUUGUACUAUUGUAACAUGACUAAAGGUUAAUGGCUUUACCUUUUGUGUUUGUAUAAAAGGAAAGGGGUUUUGGUGUCUGAGCGUAAAGAAGGAGGGUCACACAUGUAUGUAUAAAUACUAGAGGUACAACUAAGGUUCCAAACCCAUCGUAGCUCUGUCAAAUACACCAGGACAGAAGUGAUAGAAGACCAGACAGAGCAAGGCACAGAGAGACCUCCUCAAACACUGCAGCAAAAUACAAAGCUAAAGAGGAGCAAAAUAAGUUCGACUUAAGAUGGGUGCCAUUGAUGUUGAUGCCACUAGUGCACUAUUGGUGGCUGUGUGUCUUCUGAGUACAGCUGCUCCAUCUUUAGCAGUCUACAGCCAUGGAGAAUGUACCUUUAACACUAAAGGGAGCUGUGAAUAUCAGGGUCAGGUCUUUGGUAUUGGUGACAGCUGGAUUACAAAUGACUGUUACCACUGUGUGUGUAUGGAACCCUUUGGAGUAGGUUGCUGUGAUCACAAUCUGCAGCCAGUAGAUUAUCCAGACUGGUGUGAGGUCAUCAGGAAGCCCGAUUCAUGUCUCAGUGUAGUUGUGAUGAAGGCUAAUCAUAAGCUUCCCUGUCUCUAUGGGAAAUUGGGGAAACGUCCAGACACUUGGAAAUCUGACAAUGACCCAAUGUUUUAAUUAAUUAUAUUAUAAUCUGUUUUUUGUACAUAUUGUU